Messenger RNA from Uncinocarpus reesii 1704, 1902 nucleotides. RefSeq lists its product as uncharacterized. Lineage: Eukaryota; Fungi; Ascomycota; Eurotiomycetes; Onygenales; Onygenaceae. The transcript is spliced from 2 exons. The coding region runs from base 1 to 1902 and encodes 633 amino acids. Gene Ontology annotation, biological process: regulation of DNA-templated transcription. The record is from RefSeq and is a predicted model, not a curated record. Gene Ontology annotation, molecular function: DNA-binding transcription factor activity.
AUGGCUGUUGCGGGAGAACUGUCGCUCAUGUCAGCCAUAUCGCCCACCCCAAACUUCAAUGGCUGCUAUGAUGCCAGUGAGAUGGAUGCGUACAUCAACUUCGAACCUGUGUAUCCGUCGCCCUCGCUCUCUCCUUCAGCAGAAGCCAAAUCAGUGCAUCCAACACCCUCCUCGCAACCCUUUCAGCCGUCGAACACAACUCCCUCUCCCGUCUCAAAUAGCAACACAUUUGGCUCGAGCAUCCAACCCUCGCAGCAGGUCUCGUUCUCUGCACCAAGCCAUCAAUAUGGCUCUUACCAGCAACAGACGGGCUUGCCCAUGGGCGGCCUGGCAAAUACGAUGCCUUUGAAUCCAGGCCCCAGUAUGCGUGUGGGCUUCAACGACCUCGCUUUCGGCCAGCCGGAUAGCUUCGGGUUGAUCAAUCGUCCGGCAGAUGUAUUAUCAAUGAACACAAGCCCAAUGCUCGCUUUCCCACACGAUUCCACCGAUCUGGACUUGGAAUCAGAUCCCGCUGGAUUAUCCCAGGGCACCAUGCUAUCCUCACAAUCAUCGAAAACUCAAUUCGUUGACCCAAACGCUGUUGGUGGCCAGGAGCUUUCGCCCGUUGCGCCUCCAGCACAGGUAGGACGCGUUUACCCAGGAAUCCAUCAGCAGCAGGCUGCAAGGGCACGGGCCGCCCAGCAACAAAGACAGCAAGAAAUGAUUCGACGUCAGCAACAGCAUCAACUAGCCCAGGGUCAACCACAACCAUCAGUACCACAAGGCCAUUCUCGCCAAUCAAGUCGGUCCCAGCAAGGCAAAGUCAGCCGGCCUGUUGAUCCUCUGGUCGAGGAACGCAUCUCUCGUUUGCUCCAACAAAUGAGACAGAAUAGCGUCGUCGUCGGUGACGAACAAUCAGGAGCUGGAAACUCACUCCCUCAACCCACAAAACAUAAAAAGGACGAACAAGACAUGGAUGAGGAUGAAAGAUUACUAGCAAGUGAAGAAGGGAAGAAGUUGAGUAGUAAGGAGCGACGUCAAUUGCGCAAUAAAGUUUCGGCUCGUGCCUUCAGAUCUCGAAGAAAGGAGUAUAUCGGACAGCUUGAAGGCGAGGUUACCGUAAAGACCAAUGAAGCAAACGAGCUUCGUAUCCAAAAUCAAGCUCUGAUGCAAGAGAAUGCCCGCCUAGGGGAUCUUACGCGGAUGCUCCUUUCGUCUCCUCAUUUUGCUUCAUUUUUAAACGACAUCAGCGUGAAUGGACUUCCGCCGCUUUUGCAAAAGGCUCCGUUAACGAAUCAGACCCAUAUGCCGGCUGACAUGUCGAGUGAUGCUAAAGCGCCCCAGCUAUCCCAAGAGGUGGAAGUACAGAAUACUCAAACAGUUGUUCCGAGCAUAGCCGAAGAGCCAUUUGAUUUUGCGUCGAUGGAUUCGGGAUGGAACUCGGGUAUCGACAUUAACUUCACCAACCCUACAGUCCUUGCUGUUCUGGACGUCCCGGAAGGACCAUUUGUCGACCCCGCAGUCCUCUCUGGCAAGAAUUCGAUUUCCGUGGGAUUACCCUCAGCUGACGAGGCCAAAAGUGAAUUACCGGCUUUACCACUCUCGAUCUUCGAUAGCUACUCUAUGGAAGAAGCAAACGAACCCCAUUGUCCUGCCAUCGAGGUUGACGUGGAUGAAAAUGAUCCCUCCUUCGCACUUUACCUUGACCAACCCAAUUCUGAAUCUAAGAAUGAACCGUUCGGUCAUCCAUUUCGCGGCCCCGAAAUAGGGAAGGCGUCUGCACGCUAUGAUCUAGUUGUAGCGACUCACCCCACAGACCAACACCAUUCGGACCACCAUGCUUUGCGACAGUUUAAACGACUCCAAGCUAGCGUUGAAGGCGCAUACCAGCGCAUAUCUCGUGUUACUUCUCAUCUGGAUUAA